This is a messenger RNA of Gracilinanus agilis (Agile Gracile Mouse Opossum), 2248 nucleotides long. It is a transcript of the gene NTMT1, whose product is annotated as N-terminal Xaa-Pro-Lys N-methyltransferase 1. Gene Ontology annotation, molecular function: N-terminal protein N-methyltransferase activity. NCBI's taxonomy places the organism in Eukaryota, Metazoa, Chordata, Mammalia, Didelphimorphia, Didelphidae. The coding region runs from base 647 to 1318 and encodes 223 amino acids. The record is from RefSeq and is a predicted model, not a curated record. The transcript has 3 exons. Gene Ontology annotation, cellular component: cytoplasm.
UGGAAAAUGAGAGGUUUGGACUUAGAUGGCCUCUGAGGUUCUUUUCGUUUACAGAGAUUUAUGGUCCCCUUUGAUAUAUAAUCUUCAUAACUUGUGUGUGUUUGUGAGAAAUAAACAUAGGUUUAAGCCUUCUAUUUACUUCUCUUCCUAUUGUAGCCAAGGCAUGAAUAUUUUAAACUUCCCAUGCAUUUUAAGACCUGUGCCUUGAAUAAAAGUUGAACUUGCCUUCUUAUGUAUCAUAAUUGCUAUUUUUCCUUUAAAUCUCUGUAGGUAGCAUAUUUUCCUUUUUAAUUCCAUUCUCUAUCAAAAAAAAUGUUAUUUUGUAUAUUAUUUCAGACACUCGUCCUAGAAUGGAGAAGGAAUGAUCCAAGAAUUUAAUGGGAUGUUCACCCUUUCUUACUCCCUCAGUCAAAUCAUUUUCUCCUCUGUGUAGGAGUAGAAAUUGUUUAUUACAAAGGAAUGUUUUCCAGAAGAUCGUGUGUACUGGCAUUUUAGAGAGUAAAUGAUGUGGGUGUGAAAUAGAGGACCUUUUCUGAUCAAUUUGGUCUCUGCUAUUGCUCUAAGUUGCUCUUUUUUUAUUUCUUGAGGAGAAGAUCCACAGCUGAUUUCAAGGGCUCCCAGAAAACAUCUCUGAGUUGGUUGCAACAUGACAAGUGAGGUUGUGGAGGAUGAGAGCCAAUUCUACUUGAAGGCAGAGAAGUACUGGAAAGAUGUCCCUCCCACAGUGGACGGCAUGCUUGGAGGGUAUGGCCAUAUCUCCAACAUCGACAUCAACAGCUCCAAGAAGUUCCUGCAGAGGUUUUUGAGGGAUGGUCCAAAUAGAACAGGGACUAACUGUGCUUUGGACUGUGGAGCUGGCAUUGGUCGAAUCACCAAAAGGCUGCUCUUGCCUCUCUUCAAAGUGGUAGAUAUGGUUGAUGUCACAGAGGAUUUCCUGAUUAAGGCCAAAACCUACCUGGGAGAGGAGGGCAGGAGGGUGAGGAACUAUUUUUGUUGUGGUCUACAAGACUUCAGUCCAGAGCCAAACUCCUAUGAUGUUAUUUGGAUCCAAUGGGUUAUAGGUCACCUUACUGAUCAGCACCUUGCUGAAUUCCUAAGAAGGUGCAAAGUGGGCUUGAGGCCCAAUGGCAUCAUUGUCAUCAAGGACAACAUGGCCCAGGAGGGUGUGAUCAUGGAUGAUGUGGAUAGCAGUGUGUGCCGGGAUCAGGAGGUGGUCCGCAGGAUUGUUCGCCAUGCAGGUCUUAAUCUCCUGGCUGAGGAGAGACAAGAAAACUUCCCUGAUGAGAUUUAUCAAGUCUACAGCUUUGCCAUGAGAUGAGACCCAGUUUGGCAUGAGAGAUACAAGAAGAAGGGACCAGUGUGGGGUUGGGGGGGGAUAGGGGGGUGGCACGGGGUGGAGCCAACUGACAGCUGUUGGGUCAAACAGUGUUGUGUUAUGGUUCAGGAGUAUAGAAAACAGUCCUGUGAAGGCUGCUAAAUACACCUGUAUGUUUGCUGUCAGUUUACUCUGUAUAGAUUCUGUAUUUAAAAGAAAACCCAGACACGGGAGGUAAAAUGCUGCUGGACAGGAUAGAAGGCGAGUUGUGGGGAGCAGGGGUUUCGAAGCAGAGUGCCAGCCAACAAUUUUUUGUGAGCAAAAUAGGGAGAGUAGGCUUGGAUCAUAACCAUCUCCUAAAUUUUUCCCCCUCUUUCCUUAUGCCUAUAUGGGCACCUGUUAUUUUUCUUCCAGUAACAUGUGAUGAUGGGUCUGGGAAAACACUUGAUACAUUGAUCCAACAAGAUGACUUUAUUUUAUUUUUUUUUUUUAAACCAAAGGUCUGGCUGCCUUAACAGGAAAUAAGAUCUUUGACUUUGCUUCUGUGGACAUUGAAGAGGAAUCCAUUGUUAUUUACUUACUGGGAAGCAAAAUGUUCUCAUUCUUUUAGGAGUAAAGGCAAAUACUUUCACAGCCCUGGUUAAGCCAAGCCUCACUUUGGUAACAUGGAUCUAAUAACAUGGAUCAGGAUGUUCUAUGUUGUGGGACUGUUCGAUGUUUCAUUAUUUUGUGUGCUUGUCUCCCUCUUUAAUGAAUGUAACAAUUAGGAAAAGGGUUAAAACCCCAACAGUUGCUCUCAGAUUAAGAGCAGAGAAUUUGCUUAUGGUUUUACUACUCAUUGUGCCUUGCUUUUUGAAUGUGGUUCUUCUGUGGCAAGCUGUUAAGUGUCAUUUUCAGUCCGAAAUAAAAGAUAAAUUCAUUCAGUGUUAAAAA